CUAGAGCAGCAAGAACUGUGGGAAACAUACCGUUCCUGAGCGAAGGUGCCAGGCUGAAGGAGGGAGAGUUGUAGGGUCCUGUACUUGGCUAGAAAGAACUCUGAGCCAGCUGUCUGAAGCUGAAAAGCCAGAAUGAUCUUGUUGGCUUCAGACAUGGGGUUUUCCAGAAUGUCACAGUUGGACCUGUCCUGGCUGGGCCUGAGACUGGAGGCAUCCUCACCAUGGCUGCUUUUGCUACUGAUUGGAGCUUCCUGGCUCUUGGUCCGUCUCCUGACUCAGACCUAUAUCUUCUGCAGAACAUACCGUCACCUCAGCAGUUUCCCUCAGCCCCCCAGACGCAAUUGGUUCUUGGGUCACCUGGGCAUGAUUACUCCCAGUGAGCAUGGGCUGAGGGAGGUGACCAAGCUGGUGGCCACCUACCCCCAGGGCUUCAUGACAUGGAUGGGCCCCGUCCUCCCCAUCAUCACUCUGUGCCACCCUGACGUCAUUCGAUCUGUUCUCAAUGCCUCAGCUGCAGUUGCCCUAAAGGAAGUAAUCUUCUACCGUUUCCUGAAGCCCUGGCUGGGGGAUGGGCUCCUGGUGAGUGCUGGUGACAAGUGGAGCCGCCACCGUCGCAUGCUGACACCUGCCUUCCACUUCAACAUCCUGAAGCCCUACGUGAAGAUUUUCAAUGACAGCACCAACAUCAUGCACGCCAAGUGGCAGCGCUUAGCCUCAGAUGGCAGCACCCGUCUGGACAUGUUUAAGAACAUCAGCCUGAUGACCUUGGACAGUCUGCAGAAAUGUGUCUUCAGUUUUGAUAGCAACUGCCAGGAGAAGCCCAAUGAGUAUAUUUCUGCCAUCUUGGAGCUCAGUGCCUUAGUGGCCAAACGGUUCCAGCAGCUGCUUCUGCAUGUAGACUCACUCUAUCAGCUCACCGCUGAUGGGCGGCACUUCCACAAGACCUGCCACCUGGUGCACAGUUUCACAGAUGCUGUCAUCCAGGAGCGACGUCGCACCCUGCCCAACAAUGUUGGUGAUGAUGUCCUCAAGGUCAAGGCCAAGUCCAAAACUUUGGAUUUUAUUGAUGUGCUGCUGCUGACCAAGGAUGAAGAUGGAAAGGAGCUGUCAGAUGAGGACAUCAGAGCGGAGGCUGACACCUUCAUGUUUGAGGGCCAUGACACCACAGCCAGCGGGCUCUCCUGGAUCCUGUACAACCUGGCGAGGCACCCGGAAUACCAGGAGCGCUGCCGGCAGGAGGUGCGGGAGCUCCUGAGGGACCGACGGUCUACAGAGAUUGACUGGGACGACCUGGCCCAGCUGCCCUUCCUGACCAUGUGCAUCAAGGAGAGUCUGCGGCUGCACCCCCCAGUCACCGUCAUUGCCCGUGGCUGCACCGAAGACAUUGUGCUUCCAGAUGGCCGGACCAUCCCUAAAGGAGUCGUCUGCAUCAUCAAUAUUUUCGCGACCCAUCAUAACCCAACUGUGUGGCCCGACCCUGAGGUCUAUGACCCCUUCCGUUUUGACCCAGAGAACAUCAAGGACAGGUCACCUCUGGCUUUCAUUCCCUUCUCCGCCGGGCCCAGGAACUGCAUAGGACAGAUUUUCGCCAUGAACGAGAUGAAGGUGGCGCUGGCGCUGACGCUGCUGCGCUUCCGCGUCCUGCCGGAUGACAACGAGCCGCGCCGGAAGCCGGAGCUGAUCCUGCGCGCGGAGGGCGGGCUGUGGCUGCGGGUGGAGCCGCUGAGCGCGCAGUGACUCCUACCCUAGGACAGGGACUGUCCCACCCACCCACCUAGCUCUACAGAUUCCCAAAUAAUCGGAGCUGUCACCUGUGCCAGAGGCUCGGCGAAUGCCAGCCAAGGGCGCUGUCGGACAGUUGUGGUCGGGGAGGGAGAUGGGGUUAGCAUCCUUAGGCCAAGACCUCUGACUUCCCCUGGCUGUUCACAGGCCUUACAUGGUCCUCCAGCCUCACUGGACUUACUCUCCUGAGAAUAGGGAGCCAUGGGGAAGUGUCUGCGCAGGCCAACCUCGAGCCAUACUCAUCUUAAAGCUUCUUAUUUUUGGAUACUUCAGUGUUUCUGUGAAAACUAAAUUCCUAGGUUAAUUAAACCUAACACGUCUGCCAUUUA
This is a messenger RNA of Meriones unguiculatus (Mongolian gerbil), 2111 nucleotides long. Its product is annotated as cytochrome P450 4F4. The transcript has 13 exons. The record is from RefSeq and is a predicted model, not a curated record. Lineage: Eukaryota; Metazoa; Chordata; Mammalia; Rodentia; Muridae. Gene Ontology annotation, molecular function: monooxygenase activity; iron ion binding; heme binding. Bases 133 to 1737 code for a protein of 534 amino acids.